GAGGCCAUACCCCGCGCUACUUUGCCCGUUCUUCACCUCCUCGCCAGAGCGCGAGCCCCUCGCUACCGUCGCCGCUUGGCUUGCAGUGUGCGAGUGCAAGUUGGAGUGUGUGCGUGUGUGUGUCGUAUCGGUAGUUGCUGGGAUCGCUUCGUCCGCGCUCGGAGAUCGUUGGCCAGGAGGGUCUCACUAUAUGGGGGUGAGUAGACGGUGGUCACGACUAGCCAAGCACGACUGGAGGACCGCGGCCACCACGGGGGCACCGCAAUUGUAAUGUGAGCGCGCGGAGCGAGAGACCUACUCCUGAGGGAAUUUUGGGUGGGGCUGCAGAAAAACGGGGUGCGGGGGCGGAGCACCCAAGGCGGGGCAGCAGCAGCAGCAGCAGCCAUGGCCACGAGGAACUUCUUCGACCUGCUCGCCGACGACGAGAAUGAGGACCCGUCGCAGGUGGUAGUGCGAGCCACGCCUGUCGCCACCGCGGCGGCGGUGGAGGCCAAGCCUGCCGACAAGAGGAAGCCCGCCGCGCCUGCGAAGCUGCCGACUAAGCCCGCUUCUCCGGCCGAGGCUGUUAAAGAUGGACGGAGGGCUCAGUACGAUGGAGCCAGAGGCGGGCGAGGUGGUUAUCGUGGUGGACGUGGGUACAGUGGUGGCCGGGAAGGCGGUGGCCCCCGUGAGGGAGGAGAUUACAGAGAACGCGGCAACUACAGCAACGGUCGCAAUGGAAGCAUCACCCGCAAUGCCGACGGUUUUGUCGGUGGGCGCGACUCGUAUGACAGGCCAAUUCGUACUGAGAAUGGUGAGAGACGUUCAUACGAGGGUGGUCGUGGCGGAGGUAAUGGCCGCGGCGGUGGUGGUCGUGGAUUUGGUGAAGGAGAUGAGCAUCGUCCUAGGCGCGAGUUCGAUCGUCAGAGCAGAGGCUCCAGAGGAGGGAGUGUUCGAGGAGUGAGUGAAGAAAGUAAGCGAUCAAACCGAGCAGGUUCAGUUGAGAAGACUGAGCAGGGGGAACCCGUGGAUGCUGCUGAAAAGGAAGGGACAGCCGAGAAGAAGGAAGAGGACAAUGAGAUGACGCUGGAGCAGUAUGAGAAGGUUUUGGAGGAGAAACGUAAGGCCCUAGAGGCUACGAAGGCCUCAGAGAGGAAGGUCGAAAUGGACAAGGCUUUCGAGAAAAUGCAGCUCGUGGAGAACAAGAAGCGCGAAGAGGAUGUGUUCAUUAAGUUGGGCCAGGAGAAAGAGAAAAUCAAAAGGGAUGCCGCUGAAAGAGAGGAGAAGUCCCGAAAGCCUGUUAGCAUCAACGAGUUUCUGAAGCCCGCUGAAGGGGAAAGGUUUUACUACCCGUCCAACCGCGGCCGUGGAGGUCGAGGUGGUCGUGGAGAUCGCCGUGAUGGCGGUGACCGUCACGACAGUGGGUACCGUGGAGACCGAGAUUCUACUCGUGGCAGCUUUGGUGCCGAGAGGUUUGGUGACGGUCGUGGUUCAGCUGCAGGAAGUGCAGUUACUCCCAAGAUCGAAGACCAAUCACAGUUCCCAACUCUGGGAGGCAAGUAAGCGGGCACUAUCUGGAAGCGAAGGUAGGCUGUCUGGAAUUGACAUGCAGGAUCACCUUAGAAGGUCUUGCAUGAAAGCGAAGCUGCAAGGGUGUGCUGAGGGAGUCUUCUGUCAGUAUAUCGGAAUGCUGUUAGCAUCGUCGAGGAAGCUGUUUUGGGUUCGCACGUCUCCCGUUUUCUUCUCAAUUUUCUUUUUUUCUACCUAUCAGUUUGUUAUCUUGGUUUAUAGUCUCAUGUGUUCAUGAGUUUUUGUCUGGAUGCGUGUUCUGUUAGCAAUUCUUAUCACGAAGAGUAUGAGACUAUGCAACUAGGAUGGCCAAGCUGAAUGAGAGAUGUGAAAUAGCGAUGUCUUUUCUGAGAUGUUCUGAGGUGUGGGAUUAUAGGAAAUGUGGAGGGAACUGGAGUUGGAAAUAGUUUCUUUCAUAACAUUACCUAGUCACCUCGCCCGGCAUCGGAGGUGGUAAAAUUUGUCAAUCUAUUAUAAUUGUUAAAGUUGGUAUGUCUCAUGUAAA
This is a messenger RNA of Physcomitrium patens, 2053 nucleotides long. RefSeq names its product RGG repeats nuclear RNA binding protein B. The record is from RefSeq and is a predicted model, not a curated record. NCBI's taxonomy places the organism in Eukaryota, Viridiplantae, Streptophyta, Bryopsida, Funariales, Funariaceae. Gene Ontology annotation, molecular function: RNA binding. Gene Ontology annotation, cellular component: nucleus; cytoplasm.